Messenger RNA from Nyctereutes procyonoides (raccoon dog), 2640 nucleotides. RefSeq names its product ubiquitin conjugating enzyme E2 V2 (gene UBE2V2). The record is from RefSeq and is a predicted model, not a curated record. Gene Ontology annotation, cellular component: nucleus. The coding region runs from base 37 to 474 and encodes 145 amino acids. NCBI's taxonomy places the organism in Eukaryota, Metazoa, Chordata, Mammalia, Carnivora, Canidae. The transcript is spliced from 4 exons. Gene Ontology annotation, biological process: DNA damage tolerance; protein K63-linked ubiquitination.
GUGCGUGCGUGCGGCUGCGUCGGGCUGCAGGAGAAGAUGGCGGUCUCCACAGGCGUUAAAGUUCCUCGUAAUUUUCGCUUGUUGGAAGAACUUGAAGAAGGACAAAAAGGAGUAGGCGAUGGUACGGUUAGCUGGGGCCUUGAAGAUGAUGAAGAUAUGACACUUACAAGGUGGACAGGCAUGAUUAUUGGGCCACCAAGGACAAAUUAUGAAAACAGAAUAUAUAGCCUGAAAGUAGAAUGUGGACCUAAAUACCCAGAAGCUCCUCCAUCAGUUAGAUUUGUAACCAAAAUUAAUAUGAAUGGAAUUAAUAAUUCCAGUGGAAUGGUGGAUGCACGGAGCAUACCAGUGUUAGCUAAAUGGCAAAAUUCAUAUAGCAUUAAAGUUGUACUUCAAGAGCUAAGACGUCUAAUGAUGUCCAAAGAAAAUAUGAAGCUUCCACAGCCACCAGAAGGACAAACAUACAACAAUUAAUUUUAGUGGAUCUCAAACUUGUCUUAAAUCAACAACCUUCUACUCAUGUUAAUGUCUUGAUUAAAUAUUACAAUGCAGAAUACCCACACAUUAAGUAAAAGAAUUCCAGCUGGUAAACAUGACCUGGACAUUUGUAGAAAUAUAUUUAAUAUAUGUACACCAUUAUGUUUUCAGGUUUCAGGAGGAAAAAUGCAGCACAAUAUUUUUUUCUCUUGUUAAGGCACUGUCAUUUAAGCAUAAACCUGGAGUACUCAAAAUAGAAUUCAGGUUUACAAGAUGAAAGCAUGGAGAGAAGAGUCAGAUGCUGUGGAAGCAUGUGUGUUUCUGAAAAGUUAAAAAAAAUCUCAAGAAGGAAAAACAGAAAUGGCAUGCUUUAUCCAUCUUGCUUAGUGAAAGAGCUUCAGUUGAAAUUGUCUAAAGUAGCAGGUACAAUGAAUAUUGUCACAAAUUGUGUUAAUUUUUGAAGCGGUGUGGGUGCUGACUACUAGUAGUAUCAAAAAUAUGUUCAGGAUUGUUUUGAUACCUGUAUUUAUAAUAAAAACAUGUUGUGGGGAGGUCGAUGAAUUUCUGUUAAAAAGCCGUUUCUGUGUGUUACAUGUAACAGACAUGGUAAAUAUUUGUUUACAGUCUUUGUUUGACAAACCAUGCAUUUAAGUGAAAUCAACAAAAAGGAAAUAGGUGUAUGGAUAUGUGAUUCUGAGAUUAAAGUUAGUCUUAAAAUGUAAAUAAAAUGUGGAAUGUGUCCUCAGAAACUGUGCCAUUUCUAUUAUAUUGAUGUGGUAUUAUGUACACUACCUUGCUGAGGUAGCAAAAAUUGGAAUUAUUAUAGUUAUUCAUCUGUAAACACCUUUUAUUAUUAUCCUGUUUUGUAUACUUCUUGUGAAUUGGAAUUUGCCGAGUAUUUCAGAGAACAAAUUACUUAAGUAGUUUAAUUUGUUCUUUGGAGAAAGAGGAAUCCCAGGUAUUGUAUUUUGAAUUUGAGUUUACCAGAAAUACUAAAAAAUGUUGAAUUCUAGCAGAUUUUGUAGAAUUAUAAAUUAUAAAUUAUCCAAAUACACAUUCCAUUUUUUACUUUGUAACCUUUUUCUUCUUUAGUUUCUGUGACAUUUCUUCCCCUUAUGCUUCUUAUACUUACUAAUUGGGAUUAAUUUUAUACAGUUUCAGUAAUUCCGAAUUGAAAGCUCAUUUAUGUUUGCCUUAACCAAAAUGACUCAAGGCUUUAAGUUGCAGUUUUUCAUUUCAAAGCACUGGGUAUACUACUUUGUUAAAAAUACUCUUUUAUGAAUUCAUUGAAGAAAAUAGAAAGGUGGUUAGGUAACAAGGACGAAUUUCUCAGAUGCCCUGACAUUUUAUAUCAAGUCAUUCACAGUUAAAGCUCUGAGCUGCUUUUUCUUGGUCAGUAAUACAUGAAAGUCAGUGAUAGUUGUCUAAAUUUACUAAUUUCAACAUGGCUAUUUUUAAUUUUCAAAGAUGUUUAAAAUGCUUUCAAAUGACAUGUAGAAAAUAUACACAAAUUAGUGCAUGUGUAAUUUAUUAAAGUAGGUUCUUAAAAUUUUUAAAUGGUUGAGGAUUAAUUUGAAUUACAGUGACUUCAUAGGUAAGACCAUUACUGGUCUAAAUCAGUCUAACAAUUUCUUUUCCACUUUGGAAAUGUGUCUUGUCAUACACUGUAGCUAAUAACCAUUUGAAUGUUAAAUUAUAUUGGUGAGCUAAGAAUCUGGCUACCUUGAUCUUUUGUCCUCUUUCCUUUACCGGUAUCCACUAUUGUGAAGGGCUUUUUUCCCCACAAGCAUAUAUUGUUGGCCUGAGGAUGUUUAUUCUCCGUUUGGUUUUUGGGACUAUGUAUCUCUGCAGAAAUCUGCAUGCCAAUUAGACAGUAUCCAAAGCAGAAUCCAUUUUGCAUGUCACAAUCAAGAUCUACAUGGCAAUCUAAGACAUACUGGUUGAUUAUAGAAGGAGCUAAUGUAAAGCCGCUCUUACUUAUAGUAACAUUUCUAAGACCGCAUUUUUGAAGCAGUUUUUCCUUUGUUUUCUAAAAUGGCUAAGGUUAUAGGUGUGUGUGGUAUUAAAUGAACUGUAAAAUUGCCUUUGAAAUUUGUUUAAAAGGCUAGCAGUUGCGACCCUAGGGGAUGAUCAACAAAUUUAAUAAAGAUUACAAAAAUGAAA